This is a messenger RNA of Brassicogethes aeneus, 837 nucleotides long. The record is from the annotation of a GenBank genome assembly. NCBI's taxonomy places the organism in Eukaryota, Metazoa, Arthropoda, Insecta, Coleoptera, Nitidulidae.
AAAAAGUCCACUAUGAAGCGUUUUGUGAUUUUAAGUGUGGUAUUGAUUGGAUACGCAUUUGGAGUUCCGUUAUCCGAAGAUCCCGUUGCUAAGGAAAACUCGCCUACUCUUCUAAAAUCCCUUGAUAGAUGCAUACUUAAUCAAGGAGAUCUCCCGAACCUGAUAAAUUGUGCCGCCUCAAGAAUGUUAAAAACAAUCGAAAAAGCUAAUAAUGAACCCAUUAUUAACGUUGUCCCAGGUAUUUCUUUUGUAAGUGAUAAUACCAGGCAAGCCAAACAACUUAACAAUAACUUAAACGAAGUACUGCUACCAACAGACCCAAACAAAAAAACCAACAAACUCAUGGAACUCAUUCUCAGCGCAGCAAACAGAUUUUUGUCAGGGAAAUCCCUCAAAAUCCAACUACCUGUCAUUUCCAAAGAAUCCAUCGGUAGGGCCAUCGAGGAGGGCCGCGGCAAGAUGAAGAAAAACAUGAACCCAUGGAUGAUGGGGUUGGGAGCCACCAUGUUCACCAUGGUACCCAUCCUAAUGGGCAGUUUGUCUUUAAUGGCAACUAAGGCUCUUAUGGUGGGUAAAAUGGCUUUGGUCGUGUCUGCAGUUCUGUUUAUACAAAUGUUUUUGACUGGAAGGAAUGUACUUCCUAAUUAUGGAUGGAACAACAUUGGAGGAUGGGGAAAUAAUGUAGGUUAUGGGGGAGGUUAUGGAGGAGGUUAUGGUACCAAUAACAUUGGAGGAUUUGGAAAUUCACCUCAAUAUCCCUACGCGAGAUCAAUUGAGGUUACCCCUGAAGAAAAUAAUGAGAAGACUGCAACAGAAUUAGCUUAUUCUGGACAUUAA